Molecule: messenger RNA, 1407 nt
Organism: Struthio camelus australis
Lineage: Eukaryota; Metazoa; Chordata; Aves; Struthioniformes; Struthionidae
Gene: SACK1A
Product: family with sequence similarity 83 member A
Biological process (GO): epidermal growth factor receptor signaling pathway
Molecular function (GO): protein kinase binding
Source: RefSeq, a predicted model, not a curated record
AUGCAGUCUCUGAACGAGAAGGAGGAUUGUGUUGCCUGCACAGUGCGUAUGCAUGGUGGCUACCCUGCGGAUCGACUGCUGAGACAAAGGACCAUGAGCCACUCGAGACACCUGGGCAAGAUAAGGAAAAGGCUGGAGGAUAUCAAGAACCAGUCCCUUAAGGUGACAAAAGCGGAUUUCAGUCACAAUGAAAGUAUAAGACUGGCCACGGACGCCUUCUUGGAUGGUGGGACAGACUCUUAUCUCGAAACCCUAAACAAAGAGGGAGAGGUGGAUUUCCUCUCCUCCGUGGAAGCUCAGUACAUCAAGGAGAACGCCAAGGAGUCUUAUUACGCGCACGAAUCUCUGGCCGACGGGGCAGCGGGACCCAAGCAGAACGAUGCCGGAUCGCUUACGUCGGGGACCUACUUCCCAAGCAUUUCUGACAGCAGUGAGCCAGCUCUACUGCACACAUGGGUUACCGCAGAAAAGCCCUAUUUAAAGGAAAAAUCCACUGCCACUGUGUAUUUCCAAACAGAGAAGAACAGCAACAUCAGAGACAUCAUACGCCGGUACAUCAACAAGACCACUCAGGUGCUAGCAAUCGUGAUGGACGUGUUCACAGAUACGGAGAUUCUCUGCGACCUCCUGGAGGCGGCUAACAAGCGCAUGGUGUUUGUCUACCUGUUGCUCGAUCAUGGCAAUGUAAAGCUCUUCUCUGAGAUGUGUGACAAGCUGCAGAUUGCUGAGGAUCUCUUCAAGAAUAUUUCAGUCCGCAGUGUUACUGGAGAGGUUUACUGUGCCAAAUCAGGCAGAAAAUUUGCAGGACAAAUACAAGAAAAAUUUCUUAUUUCUGACUGGAGAUAUGUGCUCUCUGGAUCUUACAGCUUCACAUGGUUGUGUGGCCAGGUCCACCGCAACCUCCUCUCCAAGUUCACUGGCCAAGUGGUCGAGCUGUUCGAUGAGGAGUUUCGCCACCUGUACGCACUGUCAAAGCCGGUGAUGGGACCCAAGUCUCCGACCCGCGCCAUGCCCUUCCUCCUCAGCAAGGCCUGGGCCCCCCAGCGCAGCCCCCCUGACAGCAGCCCAGGAAGUGCCAACACCCUUUCGGAUCCUUUCAGUAGCCUCUCGGCUGGCAGCACCCAUCAGACCAAACAAACGCCGAGAACUCCCUUAUUCAGCAGCAACUUCACCCCCCAGUCUCCUCUCCAUAGAGUUAACUCCUUCCACAGCUAUGUCUCACUCACACCACCGCCACCACAGAAGACCAUCCAGGCUAACUACUAUCAGCCGCACUACGAUACCACCAUGGUUCUUUACAACAACGUGAACAUUUACAGACCUGUAAGACUUAGACAAGAAGAUCCAAACAGGACGGGGUUAAACUCACCUUGGAGGUGCCUUCACAAAGCUAACCUAUUUGCAUAA